GCCUCAUUUAUGUCCACAGUUUCGUAGAGAAGGCACUGGUAGAUAUACUGAUCACUCAUCUCCCAGGUGUAUGGGACAUACCAACAUCGGUUAAAGCUGUCAAUUUACAAGAAGGAACCGCGGCAGUUCUGCAAAUUUUAUUUGCUUUUGCAUCGGAUGUCUAUCUGGGCCGCGUCAAAAUGGUGGUUUACUCCACCAUAUCUUACAUCAUUGGAUUGCUGCUCAUCUGGAAUGCGGCCAGGCACGGAAGUAGAGAUAUUCGAACGUUCUACUUGGCACUGGUGCUAAUAAAUCUGGCAAAAGCUGCAAAAGGGGUAUCCUUGAAAGCGUUUCUUGAUGAUCAAUUCUUGGCGAAGGAUAUCGCAACCACAGAAGAGGAUAAAGAACGACAACAUAGCCGUAGCAAUGCCUGGUGGCGCUCUGCAUCCAUCUUGGGUGCUAUUGCUGCUGCUUUUUUCCCGAGUUCAUUGACGAUGCUUUCUGUGAUCUCAGCAAUUUCAAUGAUGGUUGCAUACUCGUGGUUCUGGUUAGGUGCAAAAUUUUACGAAUGCAGUCCACCAACAGGCAGCGCCAUCUCUGAUGUUCUAUUUGUUAUCAAAACAGCAAUACUAAAAAGAAAUCUUCUAUAUGCAACUACUCCGGAGCAGCUCUUCCAAAAUUAUAAAGGUGUUACACAUAUUGAGCGUAGCAUUUCAUGGUUGAGGUGGUUAGACAAAGCUCCCAUUGUGAUUGAAGAGGAAAAUAGGCCAGACAAGAAUUGCACAGUUGCACAAGUGAAGGAAGUGAAAUUUUUAUUAGGGAUGGUUCCUAUGUGGACAACUUUCCUUACAUACAGUCUGGUUUAUGCGACAGGAAGCACCUUCUUUUUCCAACAAGCUCGCAACCUAAAUAAAAAUUUCCCUAUUACUUUUUUCAAUAUAUUAGUAACAGUCACAAGCAUUGCAAUUGAAUAUCUAUGCGACAUUUUAAUUCGAAAAAUUGGUAGUGAAAUGGACAAACAACUCAUAAUGCAGGUGAGAAUCGGUAUUGGAAUGGCAUUUUCUGUCAUUUGUUGCAUAUUUGCUUGGAAAAAUGCAGUUCACUGGCUGUAUUUGGUCAAGAUAUACAGUGAGCCAAGUAUACAUAUGGAUAUUUUUAGCCUAACUCCACAAUUUAUCUUCUUGGGAGUUAUGGAAGGACUUUCGGUAGGUGGGCUUCAAAAUUUCUUUUGUUCUCAGGUUUCUAAAUCUCUAAGGAACUACAAAACACCAUUUGGAGAAUGUGUGAUAGGCAUCGGAAAGUUUCUGAGUAUACUUUUUAUCCUCAUUUUCAGUAGAUGGUUUGGGCAUGAUAUAGAUUCAAGCCGUUUGGACAAGUAUUAUGCGAUGCUGACACUUCUAAGUUUUGUUAACUUACUUAUCUACUGGUUGGUUGCGUAUUGGUACGGAGAUGAUCAAUUUUCACCCGAACCACUCAUAGAAGGUGCACAAGAUAGUAUUGGAUCAGACGCCCAAUAA
Molecule: messenger RNA, 1496 nt
Organism: Olea europaea var. sylvestris
Lineage: Eukaryota; Viridiplantae; Streptophyta; Magnoliopsida; Lamiales; Oleaceae
Product: protein NRT1/ PTR FAMILY 5.7-like
Exons: 3
Biological process (GO): transmembrane transport
Cellular component (GO): membrane
Molecular function (GO): transmembrane transporter activity
Source: RefSeq, a predicted model, not a curated record